This is a messenger RNA of Cephus cinctus (wheat stem sawfly), 1800 nucleotides long. Its product is annotated as mitochondrial thiamine pyrophosphate carrier. Gene Ontology annotation, molecular function: thiamine transmembrane transporter activity. The record is from RefSeq and is a predicted model, not a curated record. NCBI's taxonomy places the organism in Eukaryota, Metazoa, Arthropoda, Insecta, Hymenoptera, Cephidae. Gene Ontology annotation, biological process: thiamine pyrophosphate transmembrane transport. The transcript is spliced from 6 exons. Gene Ontology annotation, cellular component: mitochondrial inner membrane. Bases 838 to 1800 code for a protein of 320 amino acids.
UUUUUUGCUGUAUAGUUCAUUGUUACUCGAUGUCGCUGGCGUUAAAAAAAUAUGGCUGCGUCGCUACAAAUGCUGGAUGCGGCCAGUUCAUUCGCGAAUAAAGUAUAUGAUAGAAAUAUGAACUACUUUUUAAAUAUAAAAUCAUCAAUUUUAAAAACCUUUUACAUUUGAUGUCAUUCAUAGAUGGAUUGUGUUCAACAAAAUUGCAUCAGGUUUUUAUAUUAUAAUUGCGUAAGCCCUAUAUUUGGUUUUCAAAUAACAAAAUGAUAAAUGGAAAGUCAGUUGCGCUUGUAGAUAGGCAAACCGCUAUCAUUUUUGAUAAUAAAUAGAUCAGUUAUUCCCAUAUGUUGGUAUUACACCAGUGCAGUGUAUAAAUCAAUUUUGCCGCGUGUAUUUGAUUGGAUGUGCGCCUGCCGGCACACAACCUAUCUUACAUAUUCGCUCAAUUAUUUUACGUAUAAUGUGGCUAUUUAAAACCCUAAAGAAGACCGACUUGUGGCAACUGUCUUCUUGUUAGGCAGCGUAACUUAUUUUAGUAUAAACUAUUUCAGUUGUGUUUGUCAUACUUAAUGAAAUAAGUGCUAAAGUCUAGUGUUUCCAUGUGUAGAAGACGCCAAGCUUUUCACUGGUGCGAUUGCUUAUUCUGUUGUCAAUAAGAUUUGUUGUGAUAGCAAUUGUAUGCGGCGCAGUUAAAAUACUGAUUUAAUACUCGUUAAGGCUGUUUUUGAAACUAUUGUACUGUAUGUUUAAACUGUGUAUUAGAAAAGUGCAAUUCAUAAUUUCAUAGGAUACACUUUAGAACAUGUGUGAUGGUUGUGCCAUUUAUUUUAUAUUAUCAUGAUAAAUAUUCAGGUUGGCAUAAUGCUAUAUAAUACGAAGGGAGAUUCCAAUACAAAUUCAGCUCCCAAUUCUGAUUAUGCAAUUGCUGGUGCUGUAAGUGGCUGUGUAACAAGAUUCUUGUGUCAACCAUUAGACGUUUUAAAAAUCAGGUUUCAGUUACAAGUGGAGCCAAUAACUGAACAUCAUGUAAGCAAGUAUCAAUCUAUGCAUCAAGCAGUGUAUCUUAUUCUAAAAGAAGAAGGUAUAUCAGCAUUAUGGAAAGGUCAUAUUCCAGCACAAUUAUUAUCCAUUGUCUACGGCAUGAGUCAAUUCUACUCCUAUCACAUGUUUAUGAAGUUGUCUGAUAGAUUGCCAGUGGAUGAUUGGAAGCACUCAACGAGUUUUGUAGCUGGUGCAGCUGCUGGUACGGUAGCAACAAUAACAUCCUUUCCAUUCGAUACAGUGAGAACACGAUUAGUUGCACAGUCAUCAAAUCAUCGAGUGUAUCAGGGAAUCCUGCAUUCUCAUCAGGAAAUCUUGCGAGCCGAAUCUUACAGAGGAUUUUUUCGUGGACUAUGGCCCACGUUACUGCAGAUAGCACCACACACGGGUCUACAGUUUGCCUGUUACGAAUUUUUUACUGAUUUGUAUAAACGUCAUUUCGAUGAGUCUACAACAAGGAUUGUUAAUUCAUUAAUAGCGGGUAGUACAGCUGGUUUCAUAGCCAAGACGGUUGUUUAUCCUCUAGAUUUAUCCAGAAAAAGAUUGCAAAUUCAAGGCUUCGAACAUGGUAGGAAAGGUUUUGGCAAAUUCUUUCGGUGUGAGGGAAUGGUACAUUGUUUAAUCACCACUGCGAAGGAAGAAGGUAUGAAGGGUCUUUUCAAAGGUCUGUGGCCAAGUCAGCUGAAGGCUGCUGCUACUACAGCUUUACAUUUUACAGUUUAUGAACAAGUUCUUCUUCUUUUAACAUACCUACGCUGA